GACAGCACAGAAAGUUUUCUCUGUACAGCCGAGCUCUCCGCACAGCAUGAGGGGGAUUAUUAGAGUCGCCGUGCUUUGCCUGGCGUUUGGUAUAGUAACUAGUACAGAUGGUGUAACGCAGAAUAGCACCUCUCCAAACCCCCCUGAAGAUUCCUCGUCAGACUGGGGCAUUGGAUCAAUACGAGAUGGGUUCGAAGCAGUCAAUGGUUAUUUUGAUUCCUUUUUGGAACUCCUGGGUGGAAGAAACGGAGUUUGCCAAUACAAGUGCCGUUAUGGCAAAGCCCCGCUUCCCCGACCGGAAUACAAUCCUCCAGAACCCAAUGGUUGCAGCUCCUAUUUUCUUGGUCUCAAGGUACCAGAAAGUUUGGACAUGGGUAUCCCAGCUAUGACAAAAUGCUGUAACCAACUGGAUAUCUGCUAUGACACUUGUGGGGCAAACAAAUACCGCUGUGAUGCAAAGUUCCGCUGGUGUCUGCACUCCAUCUGCUCAGACCUGAAGAAAAGCCUGGGGUUUGUCUCCAAAGUUGAAGCCUGCGAGUCAGUGGCUGACACAGUUUUUAACACAGUCUGGACCUUGGGAUGCAAACCUUUCAUGAACAGUCAAAGAUCAUCCUGUAUCUGCAAUGAGGAGGAAAAAGAUGAACUGUAAGAAUAAUAGAGACGUCAACCAGACAUCAUAGAAGACUGCGGUAGUGCAUAGCCAAGUGGACAAUGCAGAGACUCUUCAACACUGUGUAGAUAUUCACUGAGGAACACUGUACUACUGCAAUCAGAAGUAGCUCAUCUGCUUACUUAUAGGUUAAGUUGUAUCUGGCCUUCAGGCUUGUAUAACAACAGGCUGAAGAACGUGAAGACCAGCUAUUUCUAGAUUCCAGGGAUGGAUUUGGGAGUUGCCAUUCUGAUGGUCAUGCCAUGACACACAUAUUUACAAAUUCCUUCUGAUUAAACAACUAUUUAUUGAGAUACCCAAUGCUGAAUAUCCCAGCAAUGGAACCAUCCAUGGAAUCAUGCAGAACACAUACAAAUUGUGCCAGAUACACAGGAGCGAACAUUUCCACUAAAAAGGUGUUGGACCCUAGUUGAUCAACACAAGGUUUGAUCAUCAAAUUUUACAGUGAUCACCAAUGUUACCUGGUAUAUUGUAGAGAAGCCCCUAAAGAGCUAAUUGUAUGGUAUUCUAUGGAUUAUACCUUUUAUCAGUAAGAUAAUACACAUUUCUGUAUUGCCAGCCAAACCUGCCGAGAACCCUCAGUUUGGCCAUAAUGUGUGUGGAGAACUCCCGACUCUGACUUUUGUUCUCCCGGGAGAUAAGCCACCACCAGAAGUGUCUGGCAGACGCUUUCCAUGCUCUCCUCAUAGAACGCACAUACAUGUUCAGCCAAGCUGAACAUUUAUAUGUAUGAGGGAGUCGGGUGAGACAGCUGUUGAAUGUGUUUGGCCGCCCUUACUUGGGAAUGUGUUCUAUUGCCCCUCUACUCUCUUUUAAUCUAAGCUGAUCGUACACAUUUUAUGUAGGUUGGCAAACCUGCUAAUUUUGGUGGGAUCAGCCAACCACCAAAAGUGUAUGGAGUCCACCCAACUCUCCCCACAAUGCCAGAUGUGAGAGAAGAGAAGGGGCAAACGUAUUUGAUUUCAAUGUGCCUGCUCCAUUUCUUCUCAUGGAGAUAAGCUGCCUACCAGAGGUUUCUGGCAGUAGCUUUCUCCCAUCUCCCGCUCACAACACAUGCAUGCCCAGCCAGGAGACACAACUUUCAGCUGAAUGAGCUUAGUGAAUUGCCAGCUUUGCUGUUAGCAGGAAGCAGCGAACCUUCUUUGAGAUUCAGAAGGAUUAUACAUAUUUUGUUCACAUUAGUUCACGCGUUGGCAUAACUAUGUUCCCUAUUUUGUGCUCCUAUAUAUGAAUACAAAAAUACAUUUGAUCCUAUUGUGGUGCACCUGACUGACUCUCAAUAAAGAUAGCUAUAAUAAAA
Molecule: messenger RNA, 1970 nt
Organism: Bufo gargarizans (Asiatic toad)
Lineage: Eukaryota; Metazoa; Chordata; Amphibia; Anura; Bufonidae
Gene: PLA2G12B
Product: phospholipase A2 group XIIB
Exons: 4
Coding region: 47-649 (200 amino acids)
Biological process (GO): cholesterol homeostasis; triglyceride homeostasis; lipid catabolic process
Cellular component (GO): extracellular region
Molecular function (GO): calcium ion binding; A2-type glycerophospholipase activity
Source: RefSeq, a predicted model, not a curated record